Penicillium riverlandense is the source of this 696-nucleotide messenger RNA. RefSeq lists its product as uncharacterized. The transcript has 2 exons. The record is from RefSeq and is a predicted model, not a curated record. NCBI's taxonomy places the organism in Eukaryota, Fungi, Ascomycota, Eurotiomycetes, Eurotiales, Aspergillaceae. Bases 1 to 696 code for a protein of 231 amino acids.
AUGCCCAGCGGUCAUCACCCCGACGAAGAUAACAAAUCUAGUCCCACCAGCAUGGCCUCUACGGACUAUCCCAGCGGUCCAGUGGAUGCCGCUCUCCUUGACGAGGAGGAAAACCCCCCGGACGAAAGCAUUGACCCCAAUGCGACGGCCACACCAUCCACCGCCGCCGGCGGGGGAUACAAUUCGCUCAAGACACAUCGCGGGCAGGUCUACUCCGGGAUGGCCGUCGGCGGCUCACAUACAUGGAACUAUGAUCCGGGGAUCUGGAAGGAGACGAAAGAGGAGCCGGAUCGCUGGUCCAUCGAUUACCAGACUCACAAGCGACGGGCACGGAAGGCACCGCGGGGCAGUGGUGCGCCCGUGGGCACGGAGUAUCACUGGUUGAUUGUGGGACACCAGCAUGUGAGGAAGGUCGAUGCCAACACCUACGAAACCCACCUGACGGGGUCCAAGUAUAAACUGGCGCACAAGACGGCCACCUCGUCUGCCUGGUCCAUUCCUACGGUCCGCGGACAGCGCGAACGGGAAAUCGAACUGCUAGAGGAUGCGCAGCGGCGAGUGCAGGGGCGACCACCGGUGCUGGCCGCCGAGAAGGUCAAGGUGGAGCGCAAGGAAAAAGGACAGCAGCGGUUGGAUGCGUUGUUUGUUCGGGCCGGGGACGAGGGACAGAAACGAAAGCGCAAAAAUCCUGCCUAG